CUCUCCUGGGGGCUGGGGGCAUAUCCUGGGGUAGUUCCAUGACCCUGAUGAUAUUUUGACUCUUCUCUGACGUGGACGUGAAAAAGACACUUCUAGAACCUGCUGGAUAAAUCUCAUUUGUGGCCUUUGGAAAUAGUUGAUGCGAGAGCCGAAAGUGUUUGAGGCACCGCCCCGCGCCGCCCGUGUACCUCAGCUGCCAGGCGGGGCACUAUGGUCCCCGGCACAAUCAAGAAUCAAGAAUCAAGAAUAUGACAAGUGGGAGCCGUUACAAAGGCAAUCCCACGCCUGCUACUGCUGGACUGGACUGGCACACACACACACACACACCUCCAGGCCCUAGACCGCACCGACCUAGACAGUCUGACACACCUAGGACAGACGCCCAGCAGACACUGGGCAGACUGACAGCCAGCCUGAGAUAAACCAAGGGCCGAAUUCACAAAGGCUUAAUUCGUAGUUUUGGGCCCCUUAGUGCUUGGUGCUCGCUCGGUAAUAACUACCAACUAAUCGAUGACAUCACAAUGUUCAAGUAAACCAACACAGGACGGUAUAGACACACCUUGCCAGCCCUGGCGGACACACUGCCCCUGCACACACCCAUCACACCCGCCCGAAGACUGGACGCACGCGCCUCAACGCCCACCUGCGCAGACAGAACAUGGUCCAGGCCCCACACUGCCCAUGGUGCCCCACACUGCCUGACACACCAGAACACUUUCUGCUCCACUGCCCAAGAUUCCACUCCCUCCGCACCAACCUUAAGGCAUCCCUAACCAGACUCCACAUCCACAGGCCACCUCUAGGGGACCAGCCUGGGCACCCUCAGCCCCAACACUGUCUUCCCAGUCCUCAAGUGUACACAGACCUUUCUGCACAAGUCUGGCCAGCUUGAUAUAUCUAAACAUCUGAAGAAGGGCAACACAGGCCUUGAGCUGAGGCUAAGAGUAUUGAAAGGCUACACAUGCACACACCAUGCUAACCAGCUGCUCCGCACGAGGCUGUAGGAACAGGAAUGAGCCGGGCUGUGGUGUUACAUUCCAUGUAUUUCCGAAAAACCCGAAGCUGCGACAACGGUGGAUUCUGGUCACUGGCCGAAAGAAUUUGACCCCAGGGCAGCAGGUGGCACUCUGCUCGGACCACUUUGAGGAGGCCUGCUUUGAUCGCACCGGCCAGAACACCAGACUCAGGGCCGGGGCCAUACCAACACUCGGCAAAUUUGCUCCGAAGAACAGAAACAAUAACCCUGCCUGUGAUGCUGAAAACCUGAUGUAUUUACAGAAGCAAGUUUUCAUGAAGUUGAAGCCCCAGAAUGAGUCUCAGAAACGCCCAGCAGCCAAGUUAGCCAGCACCACGCCAUUCUCCGGCAAGCCGGGCAUCACCACACGCUCUGGCCAGCAGCUGAAAGGCCGACCAAUACCACCAAUGGCUGUGAAAACCUCAAAGGAUAAAUCGCCAGGGAAUGCAGUCAAACCAGCCAACCCUUUACCACCACCACCACCACCAGCCUCUGAGCCAGCUAUGUGUGUCAAGGGGGUUAGAGAGGCAGCUGCUGACACUUCUCCAGCUGCCCCUUCUGAUGUGUUUAUUUGCCACACUCAGAGUGAGCUCGAUGCCCUGCUGAAGAAAAGUAAAGAGAAGAUUGAAUACCUCAAGAAGAAUUUGGAUUACCUGAGUGGCCCCAACAAGCCCAUGAAACAGGAGCCGCCUGACGGGCCACGGAGCUGCCCUGCGACGCUGCAGAAGGGGGCGGAGCAGAUCAAGAAGCUGGUCAAGUCGGCAGUCAGUAAUGGCAACGGCAACUCUGAGAACCUGACUGAAUGUCAUGAACAAGAUAAGGAAAGUCUCCAGAAGCCUCAGAAAACAAGCUUCCAGGCCCAGUACAUCCGCUAUGUCGUGAAGAUCGAGCCGGCCAGCAAGUUGGGGAAGAAGGGCACUGCAGCAGCCCAAAGUGGCCCAAAGGAAGGGACGGAGGUUGAGGAGGAGGGAACGGCUAAAGAGACUGAGACGGCUCUUGUGGAAGAACAGCUCCCUACCCUCCACGAUUCCAUUAUGUCACACACAGCAUCCAUGGCGGCGGGGCAAAAUGGCCUACUGGAUGAGAAGGACAAACUGAUACGGGAUCUCAGGAAGCAACUGGUACUCGCUAGACAGAAGGAGAAGCUGAAGAAGGAGAAACACAAAGAGAGGCUGAUGAUUGCCAAACAGAAGGAGAAAAUGAAGAUGGAACAGUUGCAGCAUCUUCAGGAGGUCAUAGAGAUGCUGAAGGAGAGGUGCCCAGAGUACUCCAGCCAGAAAGACCCAGCGAUACAGAGACACUGCUCCCUGUGCCAUGCUCCCCUGCUCAAACGCUGCCAUAGAGUAGCUGAACGCUGGGCUGCCCUUGAUGUGACGGAGGGCCAAGUUUCUCUGCCCCUUUCACUCCUCAGACCUGCAGAGCGCCAUCCUGCUCCACCCCAGCAGCUCAAAUCUCGUGCCGGACGAUCACAAAAAUUGCACCUCUGUCCAUGGCUGAGUAACAGAAGUCUGCUCUGCCCUGAUUGUCGAUUACUAGGAAACAGAAGCAAGUUUAAAGGAAGGAGUUCAGCGGUUCACUGUUUGAGGCCGCACUGCUGACGAAGAUGUCAGGGUCUUGAGCCUGGUGUAGUGUUGGCCUGCUGGAUGGGUGCCUCCUUCUCUCCCCUCCUUUGCCACAGCCACCACCAUAGGAAGGAGGGCAAGGAGGAAAUGAAGAAGACAGAAGAAGAGGGAAAAUUAAGAAGAAAUGCAAGGGGAAAUUGGGGCACUAAUAUCUUUGCUUAAAAUAAAGAAAAAUAUACAUACUACUAGUCUUUUAUAUUUGAUCUGAGAAGUAUUGUGUCAUCAUCUUGAACUCUGACAUGAAAGAAUUGCAUUACUACAAUAACAAGGCCUUGACUGGAUUUAUGAGGUACUGAAGUACUUAGCAGUUUCCUUUUUUCCCUCUUAUAUGUGUGUGUGUGAGAGACAUACACAAACAUCCACCUGUAUAUGUGGGUUCACUACCUCAAAAUGUACAAAGGCAGCCACCAAGGAAUUUUCAGUGCACUCCAAACAUCCACAGUCCACCUGUGGACAAUUCGGCCGUUCCUAAGAGAAGGACGAUGUAUACAUGCAUAAAGCAGCAUAAAGUAUCAUAAGCAGCAUUAUUAUCACCUAUACCUACUACUAUAAGGUUGUGGACCAAACAGUGAGAUUUCAAGAACUAUGUAUUUGCAUUAAGUUUAUGUAUGUACAGUACACUUUAAUCUGUGUAAAUCUCUCUCUGUAGUGUUUGUACAGCUGAUGAAUAAUGCUGCUAAUGACAUUAUGCUGCUUUAUGCAUGUACACACUGUCCUUUUCCUUACGAACGUCUGAAUCGUCAGUGGAGGGAGCAUGAAUAUUUGGAGAGGCAUCGUGAAAAUUCCUUCAGGACCGCCUCUGUGCAUCUGGGGGGAAAAACACGAAUGUGUGAAUCUGUGAAUAAUGAACCUGCAAUUAUGGGAAGACUUGUAUUAAAAUAAUAAUAAUAGUAAUUGGUAUAUUUACUGCUUGACAAACUUUCAGCUAAGAAUACAAUACAAUGAGUUAUCAUGUGACUGUGGGAGGUGAGGGAGGGGGUGAGGUGGAGGGAAGUGUGUAGAAUCAAGUAGGAGGUGUGUGUGUGUGUGUGUGUGUGUGUGUGUGUGUGUGUGUGUGUGUGUGUGUGUGUGUGUAUAAAA
Eriocheir sinensis (Chinese mitten crab) is the source of this 3717-nucleotide messenger RNA. Its product is annotated as transcription initiation factor TFIID subunit 3-like. The coding region runs from base 973 to 2613 and encodes 546 amino acids. The transcript has 10 exons. The record is from RefSeq and is a predicted model, not a curated record. Lineage: Eukaryota; Metazoa; Arthropoda; Malacostraca; Decapoda; Varunidae.